Sporisorium graminicola is the source of this 315-nucleotide messenger RNA. RefSeq lists its product as uncharacterized. Bases 1 to 315 code for a protein of 104 amino acids. Gene Ontology annotation, biological process: protein secretion. The transcript is spliced from 2 exons. The record is from RefSeq and is a predicted model, not a curated record. Lineage: Eukaryota; Fungi; Basidiomycota; Ustilaginomycetes; Ustilaginales; Ustilaginaceae.
AUGCCGACGUAUCUCAUUGGGAGAGUAUCUGACCCAAUCUUGGGCCUUGCGACGGGAGUGAUGGCCUACUUUCUGUGGGAGAACGAUGCACGUAACUAUCACGAGCGCCCCCAGGGUCGAUCGCUUCCUGAGCUCGUCCGACGCAGACUAGCCAACCAGCCACCGCCCGAGGGCAUCUACGCCGGUCCAGAUGCCACCCAGCGAUCCUUGUUUCACAUCCCUUCAGCAUCACACAAAGACGCCACAGCACCAUCGUCGAACGCAACCAGGUCCACAUCCGACAUUCUUCGAGACGCUAAGGAUCAAGCAGCUUAG